Molecule: messenger RNA, 589 nt
Organism: Musca domestica (house fly)
Lineage: Eukaryota; Metazoa; Arthropoda; Insecta; Diptera; Muscidae
Product: vacuolar ATPase assembly integral membrane protein VMA21 homolog
Exons: 2
Coding region: 92-409 (105 amino acids)
Biological process (GO): vacuolar proton-transporting V-type ATPase complex assembly
Source: RefSeq, a predicted model, not a curated record
GUAUGUCAAAUGUCAUAUUUUUUGACAACAAUCUCCGAAAGUGAAUAAAUUGAGACGAUUUUUGUGUUUUUCAUUAAAAAAAUAAUAAAUUAUGGCAAAUAAAAACAAAUUAAAUAGCUCGGGAGAAGCUGCAAGUAACAAACAAAAACUAAAGAAACAAAGAUCCGAUGACGCCAAAGACUAUAGUUCUUUUAAAAUCGUAUUCUUCUACUGUUCGCUGAUUGUUUUCCUGCCUGUGGUCACAUUUUUCUGCCUCAAAUCUGUGGUACUGGAUAGAUUCUUUACGUUGACCGAUUUGAAUACCAAUAUCUAUUCGGCGGUGGGUGCUGUUUUGGCUUUGCAUUUGGCAUUGGGUUUGUACAUAUACCGGGCCUAUUUCGGCGGUAAAGAUUCAACCAAGACGGAUUAAGUCUAAAAUAAAUAAUAAUGACAAAAACAAGACAUACAUAAUAAGAUGGACUGCUAGAAGUAUUGUGUUAAAAAUGAAUAAUUCCCUUUUUUAUAAUAAUUCCUUUAUAAGAUAUAAUUUUUGUUAUUGUUCUUCUGCACUGCAAUAAAUUGUGUUUCUCCUAUGUAUUUUUUUAAACAA